This is a messenger RNA of Colletotrichum paranaense, 735 nucleotides long. RefSeq names its product CDP-diacylglycerol-serine O-phosphatidyltransferase. The transcript has 4 exons. Gene Ontology annotation, cellular component: membrane. Gene Ontology annotation, molecular function: phosphotransferase activity, for other substituted phosphate groups. Lineage: Eukaryota; Fungi; Ascomycota; Sordariomycetes; Glomerellales; Glomerellaceae. Gene Ontology annotation, biological process: phospholipid biosynthetic process. The record is from RefSeq and is a predicted model, not a curated record. Bases 1 to 735 code for a protein of 244 amino acids.
AUGUCGAAACGGACAAGCAGCGUAGCCACCAAUGGCAAGGCAGCCAAAGAUGCUGCUGAUAGCUUCGCCGAGCCUGCCCACGACAAGCAGAAUCUCCUUCUCGCGGCCGACCCCGGUCACUUUUCUUUGAUCCGCGCCCUCCACCUCGCCGACGCAAUUACCCUCUGUAAUGGAGCUUGUGGUGUCAUGUCAAUUUUUACCUCUUUGCGCUACUGUCUUGGCGAUCCCUCGUCCACUAGCACGCUGUACCUCGCCCUCUCCUUCCUACCAUUUGGCCUCUUCUUCGACUUCAUGGACGGUAAAGUUGCACGUUGGAGAAAGAAGAGUGGUAUGAUGGGCCAAGAGCUUGAUUCUCUGGCUGACCUGAUCUCUUUCGGCGUCGCUCCUGCUUCUGUGGCCUUCGCCCUUGGUUUGCGCACACCCAUCGACCACCUCUGCCUGACCUUCUUUGUCCUCUGCGGCCUCACGCGUCUCGCUCGCUUCAACGUAACUGUCGCCGCUCUUCCCAAGGAUGCAACUGGAAAAAGCAAAUACUUCGAAGGCACUCCCAUCCCUACCAGUCUUGGCCUUGACGCUGUGAUGGCUUACUUGGUAUCUCAGCGUUGGAUUCUUCAGGACCUUCCUCUCGGAACGUGGCUGUCGGGAACUGCACUGGAAUUCCACCCCAUUGCUCUUGUGUUCGUGGUUCACGGAUGCCUUAUGACCAGCAAGAGCAUUCAUAUUCCCAAGCCUUAG